Punctularia strigosozonata HHB-11173 SS5 is the source of this 939-nucleotide messenger RNA. RefSeq lists its product as uncharacterized. Bases 1 to 939 code for a protein of 312 amino acids. Lineage: Eukaryota; Fungi; Basidiomycota; Agaricomycetes; Corticiales; Punctulariaceae. The transcript is spliced from 2 exons. The record is from RefSeq and is a predicted model, not a curated record.
AUGAUUGCUCCCGCCGCUCACGCUGCAGUGCCUCCACAACCAGUCCUUGACUGGACCCUGGAGUCAUUCCUCAAUCUUCCGGAGUCUCCGGGAGGGCUGAACAUGUCUACCGGAACGCCGCUGGUCGCGUUGAUUCCCACCGCCGUGAUCCUCGAUGGCUCCCCAAACCCCGCCACGUCGUCCCGCGCGAAGGCGACGCCCGUCUCCACCGCCUUCUACCCCGGCGCCCCGAUCAACGCAGGUCCCGAGGAUGUCAUCCUCGUCUCUAGGGACCUCAUCCUCUUCUACACUCACUCCCGCAUUCUUGACAGCUCAAGUAACCGUUUCAAUGGCUUGCACUCUCUGCGCCGCUCGGGCUGCGGCACAGCCAGCGCACCCCGCGUCGUUUCGGUGCCCGAGGACGCCCAGGUCCUCAACGUCCUCCUGCACUUCAUAUACGACAUCGACUGCGUGCGCUACUCACCUGCGUUCGCGCUCGCAUCGAGCGCACUGCAGGCGCUCCCGAGAUACGGAUUCGACGUCAAAUCUGCCGUCGCGCCGGGUCGCAAAUCCUUCGAUUUGUUCUUGCACCGAUACGCGCCCGCCAUGCCGAUGGAGGUGUACGCCCUGGCGGGCGCCCAUGACCUUAUGAGCCUCGCCGUCGCCGCCUCUGCGCACCUGCACGCGUUCCCGCUCCCGAGCAUCGACGACGCGCUCGCGGAGCGCAUGGGGGCCCGGUACCUCCGCCGCCUGUUCUUCCUCCACCUCGGCCGGACGGACGCGCUGAAGCGCCUCUUGCUCGCGCCGCCGGAGCAGCACCUGCCCAGCCCCGUUUGUAGCGUCGAGGAGCAGAGGGAGCUCACCCGCGCGUGGGCGCUGGCGUGCGCGUAUAUCGGAUGGGCCCCGCGACCGAGUGAGCUUCCGGGUGUUACGGCUAUACUGCCGGUUGUCCUCAUCUGA